Molecule: messenger RNA, 1085 nt
Organism: Salarias fasciatus (jewelled blenny)
Lineage: Eukaryota; Metazoa; Chordata; Actinopteri; Blenniiformes; Blenniidae
Gene: arl3l1
Product: ADP ribosylation factor like GTPase 3, like 1
Exons: 6
Coding region: 84-647 (187 amino acids)
Molecular function (GO): GTP binding; GTPase activity
Source: RefSeq, a predicted model, not a curated record
CCUGGAUGGCUCAGAUGCUUCUGUGAGCUUCACUGGAGAAUGUAGCUACAGCUUUCCAGUCAAGCCAUAGGAAAGACACCAACAUGGGAGAAGCUCAAAAGGGCUUACUCUCUGUUAUAGAGAAACUGAAAGGAACCACAGAGCAGGAGGUCAGGAUAGUGCUUCUGGGUUUGGACAACGCCGGCAAAACCACACUGCUGAAGAGCCUCGCCUCCGAGGACGUCAACACAAUCACCCCGACACAGGGUUUCAACAUUAAGAGUGUUGCCUCUCAUGGCAUGAAACUCAACGUCUGGGACAUCGGAGGACAGAGGAAGAUCAGGCCCUUCUGGAAAAAGUACCUGGAAAAUACAGACCUAUUGAUUUAUGUUAUCGACAGUGCGGACAAGAAGCGGUUUGAGGAGACGGGACUGGAGCUGUCUGAGCUGAUUGACGAGGAGAACCUAAAGGGCGUCCCGGUGCUCAUCUUUGCCAACAAGCAGGACCUGGCCACAGCAUCGCCGGCCAGUGAGAUUGCCGAGGGACUCAACCUGCACACGUACAGGGACCGUGAGUGGCAGAUCCAGGCCUGCUCGGCAGUGUCUGGGGAGGGAGUCCAGGAUGGCAUGAACUGGAUAUGCAACAACAUUGUUAACAAGAAGAAAUGAACCAGCAUCCAGAGCAACGCUGACUGGAGUCAGACGGAGAAAAGGAGGAAAAUAAAUCAAGCCCGCAGACCUUGCCGACGGCCGAGCCAGCUCCCCUCAGAUUUCCACCAUGAAUUUUGUUUUUACACUUGAUGUCAUUUUUAUGAAUGUUUUCCAAAUGUAGCUAAUAUAUCCACGAAGACAAGAAAAACUUAGCUACAAGAAGUGAACUAAGCACUUAUUAAUACUAUUUCCGUCCUAAAAAUGCAUGUUUUGGGUUCCGUUUUCCUUACAGUCCCUGUCUGGUGAAUCUGUGUGCUUCUCUUAAACACUGAGGAAACUGAGCUGAGUGUGUAGCCCUGUAGAUCUGUGGAGACUCGUCACUGUCGUAGAUACCAGGUUCAGAGUGUGAAGUGUGUGUUUUGAGAUUUUGGACAAUAAAAUAAUUAGUGAUUUCUG